Messenger RNA from Syngnathoides biaculeatus (alligator pipefish), 3025 nucleotides. RefSeq names its product protein Jade-1-like. The transcript has 2 exons. The coding region runs from base 1410 to 1949 and encodes 179 amino acids. NCBI's taxonomy places the organism in Eukaryota, Metazoa, Chordata, Actinopteri, Syngnathiformes, Syngnathidae. Gene Ontology annotation, cellular component: histone acetyltransferase complex. The record is from RefSeq and is a predicted model, not a curated record. Gene Ontology annotation, biological process: regulation of transcription by RNA polymerase II.
GAACUGGCGGGGACCAAUCGUCAUUGGGGUGAUAUAAAUACACAGACUAAUCAGCCUGCAUGAGACGCAGGUGUGCGCCCCAAUCAGCGCACCCGCCAAGGCACCCGCACAGCUCGUGCUGGAGCGGCAGGAUCAUGACAAUACUCAAGGGAACAGCAGACCAAAGAGAGGGCAGUUUCCCCAAGGUGCUAAUGGUGUCCAUUGGUGAUUGGGUCCUCAGAAAAGUCAUCAAGAGGAAGUGUUGGUCCUCACCUCACUGGGAUGGUCCACUCCCAUGGUGAUAAAGAUAGCAGAACGUCCCACAUGGAUACACUUGUCCCACUGCAAGCCUGUGGCUCCGUUUUCAUUUUUCUAUUUCAUUGACAAGUAGCAGUUGAAGUCCGGCUACAAAGUGUGGGGUAGCAAUAGAAUUCAGCUGAUCCACGCUUGAGCAUGUUAGGUAAAGGAGAGCCACUAUUGGGACUGCUGGCCUUCGUGCUGUUCGGAGCAUGGCUCCUGCGCACUGGCCAGUCUGGGACUGUACGUGUUUGUCACUGGAUCUAUGGACAUGAAUCAUCAUGGAGCAAGGACAAUCACACCUCUCCAAUGGACACCAACGCCUGGUACUCUUAUGUGAAUAUGGUAUCCCUCCGUUGACAACCAAUGACAGAUCAACAAGUGUGGUGAAGCUGGAACUACUCAGAUGCCCCGCCAUGAAAAGAAGUCUGCAGCAGCGACGAGUCUGCCAAUGCCAGCAAUUCCACCUGCUGGUCCCAGACUUCAUUCCAGGCCAGGAGAGGAUGCAGACAGAAACCAUCUGAGGUCUUCAGGACGGACCGGAUCACCACCAUGAAGGUGCAUGGCUCGCACCAGCUCAACGCAUAGGAUUACUACGUCCUGGUCGAUCCAUAGAAGCAGAAGUGAGAAAAAGGGUAUCCACGUGCCCGUUAGCCCGCAGUCCAUCCUGGAGCUCGUAGCCCGGGUGCUAACUGACAAAAGCAAGGAUGUCAUGUUAUUCAGGCCCAAGAAGCUGAUUCGCACAUCUGCCACCCUGGUCCUCAGUUAUGUGAACAUCAGGACUUUGGCAGAGGGCGUGUGUCACUAUGAUCUCAACGAGGAAGAUGUCACCUGGCUGCAGGUCUUCAACGAGGAGUUUGCAAGGUUUUCCCCUUCUGCCACUGGAUGAAUUUGCCAUGGAGUGCUGAGCACCAUUGUCAUAACAACAUGAGACACAUUGUCAUAACAACAUGACACACACUACCGAGACACAGUAGGGCCUUGGUAUCGAGUAGAAUGAGAAUGUGGUGUGCGACGUGCCAGUUCCCCAACGGAGAGGACGACAACGAGAUGGUGUUCUGCAACAAGUGCAAUAUCUGCGUCCACCAGGUAUCCUGCCAAAGUGCCAAUUGUGCCCGAAAACGGACAAUGCUAUGAAGCCCACCUGCAGUGGAACCAAGUGGGUCUAUGUCAGCUGUGCCUUGUGGAUCCCAAAGAUGAGCAAUGGGAACCCGGAGAAGAUGGAGCCCGUCACUAACGUGUCACACAUUCCCAGCAACAGCCUCCACUCCGGCCUGGAGAUGACCAUCAUCACUCAGAACGACAAAGACAAGUUCAAGUACUACUGGCCUAAACACUCGGACCUUAAAGACUCUCUGGAGCGGGACUCCACCACUGAAGUUGAAAAUGAGGAAAGCGUCAGGAGCAAGAAGGGCAAGUUGAGAGGAAAGGUUGGAGGGGACAAUAAAGAGGACAUGGCUGCCCUCGGCCUCAUCCCUUUCGCCUCAUUGUCCCCCUCGUCGUUGCAGUCGUCCUUGUGUCUUGUUCGUAAAUGUGACCUGCAGGAAAAGCGUUUCAAUGUCAGCAAGAUGAAAUUGCAAGAGAUGGAGGAGGUCUUCUACCAGGGAAGGGAGGAAGUGGGCCAUCACCUCAAGAUGACACCCAAGACAGUUGACUUCCUGUACCAGUACUAGAAGCUGAAGCACAAAGCUAACUUCAACCACCUGCUGCUCAUGCCUAAGAAGGAUGAGGAGGACACCCUGGCCAGACGUGAAUACGAGGUGUUGCUGAGAUGACUGCAGCUAUUCACGCACCUCCGCCAAGACCUGGAGAGGGUGUGCAACCUGAUUUGCAUGGUGAUGAAGAUGUAAAGACUCUUGUUUGGAAAAAUAUGAGCGAUGGAGUGCAGGACAAUGGCCUGACUUUAAAUAGAUAAGGACUCCGCACUGCAGAGCUGAAGAAUCUCUUCUGUGUUUCCCCUUACAUACCAAAGUCUACAUGACUGUCCCAAUCACCAGCGAGGAUUACAUCUCUAAUCACGGCUUCCACUGUCAGUGGAGGCUGUGUGUUUAUCUCAACAUCAACCGUUGCCUUUCUCCUUACAUGUUUUGCGACUCCAGUACCAAGAAUAUCUACACUAGACUUGCUUGGGCUGCUGUGUACCCACACUUGAUGAGUUCAGAAAUGAGCAACGAUAUUCACCCACUGUUUAUUUAUGAUGAUGAUGAUGAUGAUUAUUACUAUUGGUCCUGGUUAACCUCUGGACCUUGGCAUGUUAUGAUGAAGUUCUUUGUAUCCGUAACUACUGAUCUGGGUUUGUUCUGCCUUUUCAUGAUGUGUAUAAUCUAUGAUGGUUCGAGCACGGUCAAAAGUUUUUGUGAACUAUGCCCUUCUACAACAAGUAGACCUUGAUUAUAUGCAGCUACAGCCAAAAGGAAACUUUUUGCCUUUUAUACGCCCAAGUAUAAAUUAUGAACUUUCUGAAAAUGCAACAGCCUUUUGAUGUCCCCACUCGUAUUUCCAAAAUGAUAAACAGGAGGGAAAUGUUAAAGAAAUCAUUCGUAUGUUCUUAUUAUGUACAUACUGUAGUUGGUUACACAUCACCACCUAACUUCUACCUUUAAACUCAUUGUCUUGAAAACAGAUGUCAUCAAUCAGACAGAUGUAGUCAAUCAAACAGUCACACACACACACACACAUACACUCAUCAUGUGAUUUAUGUGAAUAAAAAGAAGCUGCAAGGGGACACGAGUUGGAGUUGGUUGGAAGG